AAGACACACUGUCACACGCGCGCGCGCACACACAAAGGAGAAAAUUUCCUGUUCUCUACAUUCAUCACCAUAUAUAUGAACACGAAUUAGAAUGGAUUUAACUGACUCCGAAAUACUACACGAAUUUCGCUUCCUCAAAGUAUUCAAAGACGGCCGGGUAGAGAAAAUCAGCUGGCCGCCCGUCAAAAUCCCUCCCUCCGACGACCCCAUCACCGGCGUCCGAUCUAAAGACGUCCGCAUAUCCAACGAACCCGAAAUCUCGGUCCGAAUAUUCCUUCCCAAAUUACCCGACCCGACCCACAAGUUCUCCCUCAUCGUCUACAUGCACGGUGGCGGAUUCUCCAUGAUGUCCGCCUUCACCCCCCACUACGACCGCCACGCCCGCCGCCUCACCGGCGAAUCCACCUCCAUUGUCGUUUCGGUCGAGUACCGUCUCGCUCCGGAACACCCAAUACCCGCUUGCUACGACGACUCUUGGGCUGUGCUCCGGUGGGUCGCCGCCCACAGUACCAGAGAUGGAGCCGAGCCUUGGUUGAACGAUCACGCCGAUUUCAGCCGUGUAUUCGUCGGCGGAGAUAGCGCCGGAGGGAACAUGGCUCACACGUUGGCUUACCGGGUCGGAACAAUCGGGUUACCCGGAGUUAAACUCGUCGGGGCUUUUUUGAUCCACCCGUAUUUUGGGGGAGUGGAAGCGGAUGAUAAAAUGUGGAUGUACAUGUGUCCGACUAACAGUGGAUUUGAUGAUCCAAGGAUGAAGCCGCCCGUAGAGGAUCUGGCAGUGAUUGGGUGUGAGAGGGUGUUGAUGUUCGUGGCUGGGAAUGAUCAUCUGAGAGAGCCAGGUAGGGCCUACUACGAGAGGCUGAAGAGGAGUGGGUGGAAAGGGAGCGUGGAGAUUGUGGAGAAUGAAGGGCAGGAACAUUGCUUCCAUCUGCAUGACCCCACCAAUGAGAAUGCUGUGGCUCUGGUUAAAAAGAUUGUUGAUUUCAUCAACCAAUAAUAAGUUGAAUAGGUGGGGCCUUCCUUUAGAUAUAUUACUAUUUCUAUUUGUGAUGAAAUGGGUAUUUAUUAUUAUUAUUUUUUUUUAUGGGUGUAUGAAAUGGCUGUGUGAGAAAUAAUAAUGUUGUUUAUAUACUUCAAGGAAAAAUGUUGUUAUGUGGCCUCU
Molecule: messenger RNA, 1162 nt
Organism: Camellia sinensis
Lineage: Eukaryota; Viridiplantae; Streptophyta; Magnoliopsida; Ericales; Theaceae
Product: 2-hydroxyisoflavanone dehydratase
Molecular function (GO): hydrolase activity
Source: RefSeq, a predicted model, not a curated record